Molecule: messenger RNA, 1608 nt
Organism: Wickerhamiella sorbophila
Lineage: Eukaryota; Fungi; Ascomycota; Dipodascomycetes; Dipodascales; Trichomonascaceae
Product: Inositol-3-phosphate synthase
Exons: 1
Coding region: 1-1608 (535 amino acids)
Biological process (GO): inositol biosynthetic process; phospholipid biosynthetic process
Cellular component (GO): cytoplasm
Molecular function (GO): inositol-3-phosphate synthase activity
Source: RefSeq, a predicted model, not a curated record
AUGAGUUCCUCUACUACUACUCAAAAAGUCCCUGUUGUUGUGCCAUCUUCCACUGGCACUGGAAAGUCAGGUAGAACUACCGUCAAGGUCAACACUGAUGUUGUUACCAAGGAUGCCGAUGCUAUCUACUCCAAGUACACCUACCAGAACGCCUCUGUCAAACGUCUCCCUGAGGGUAAAUAUGAAGUCACGCCUACAAAGGUUGAUUAUGAGUUCAAGCUUGAUACCAAGAUCCCCAAGACUGGUAUCAUGCUUGUCGGUCUUGGUGGAAACAACGGCUCUACCUUCACUGCCGCUGUCUUGGCCAACCGCAACAACAUCUCGUUCCACACUAAGAACGGUGUCGUUGAACCCAACUACUUUGGUUCAGUGACUCAGGCCUCUACUAUUUACCUCGGUGUUGAUGAGAAUGGCAAGGAUGUUUAUGCUCCAUUCAACGAGGUCGUUCCUAUGCUCCACCCUAACGAUUUGGUUAUCGGCGGUUGGGACAUUUCCAAGCUUCACUUGGCCGAGUCCAUGAAGCGUGCCAAGGUCUUGGAUUACGAUCUUCAGCGCCAGCUCGUUCCUCUCAUGACCGACAUGGCCCCUCUUCCUUCGGUCUAUUACCCGGAUUUCAUCGCCGCUAAUCAGGGUGAACGUGCUGACAAUGUCAUUCCCGGUACUGACAAGUGGGUUCACGUCGAGCAAAUCCGCAAGGAUAUCCGCGAGUUCAAGAAGAAGAACGGCCUCGAGAAGGUGAUUGUCCUUUGGACCGCCAACACUGAGCGUUACAGCGAGCUGAUUCCUGGUGUGAACGACACUGCUGACAAUCUUUUGGCUGCUGUCAAGGCUUCUCACGAUGAGGUUUCACCUUCCACUGUCUUUGCUAUUGCCAGCAUCUUGGAGGGCGUCCCCUACAUCAACGGAUCUCCUCAGAACACCUUUGUUCCUGGCUGCAUCGAGCUUGCCGAAAAGCACGAGUCUUUCAUUGGUGGUGAUGACUUCAAGUCUGGUCAGACCAAGCUCAAGUCAGUGCUCGCUCAAUACUUGGUCGAUGCUGGUAUCCGCCCUGUUUCGGUUGCAUCCUACAAUCACUUGGGUAAUAACGACGGUUUCAACUUGAGUGCUCCCCAGCAAUUCCGCUCCAAGGAAAUCUCCAAGGCCUCUGUUAUUGACGACAUGAUCGAGAGCAACCACAUUCUUUACAACGACAAGUUGGGUAAGAAGGUUGAUCACUGCAUUGUUAUCAAAUACGUCCCCGCCGUUGGCGAUUCCAAGGUUGCUAUGGACGAAUACUAUUCCGAGCUUAUGUUGGGUGGCCACAACACCGUGUCCAUUCACAACGUUUGUGAGGAUUCGUUGUUGGCUACCCCUCUGAUCAUCGAUCUUGUAGUUAUGACCGAGUUCCUGUCUCGUGUUUCCUACAAGGAAGCCAACGACUCUAAGUAUCUGUCUUUCCACUCGGUUCUUUCCUUCCUUUCCUACUGGCUCAAGGCUCCUCUUGUUCGCCCUGGCUUCGACCCCGUCAACGGCUUGAACAAGCAACGCUCGGCUCUCGAGAACCUCAUCCGCGGCCUCGCCGGCCUUGCCCCUAUCAAUGACCUGAAGUUUGAGGAGCGUUUGCAGUAA